AUGAUAAACAAAAGGGUGGGUACUAAUUUUCUUGCAGAGGAGUACCAAGAGAAAUUACUCAAGCAUCCAACAUGGAAGAUAAAACUUUUCAUCAGAGAUGUUCAAGACACAUAUGGAGUGAAGAUUACUAGGUGGCAAGCUAGUAGAGCUAAAAAGAAUGCUUUAUCUGCAUGUGCCAAAGUAGUAGGAAAACAAUAUGAAUCCCUAAGAGAUUACAUGUAUGAAUUAAAGAGGUCUAAUGUCGGGACUAAUAUAUUCUUAAAACUAAAGCCUCACAUAUCCAAACCUAUUCCACAAUUUCACAUGUUUUAUAUCAAUUUUCCUGCACUAAGGAACGGAUUUUUACAUGGAUGUAGGAGGGUCCUUGGCUUAGAUGGUGCAUUCCUCAAAGGCUACUGUAAAGUAGAGGUAAUUAGUGCCAUUGCAAAAGAUGCAAAUAACCAAAUGUUUCCUGUAGCAUGGGCCAUUGUCGAGUCAGAAUCGAUAGAAAGUUGGUCUUGGUUCCUUGAAAAAUUGAUGAAUGAUUUAGCCAUGGAAAGAGGAAAGGGUUGGACUUUUUAUUCUGAUCAACAAAAGGGGUUAGUACCUGCAAUAGCUAAACUGCUUCCGCAAGCUGAGCAUAGGCUCUGUGCAAGACAUAUUUUCACAAAUUGGAUUAAGACCAUCAAGGGAUCCCCUUUGCAUAAGCUGUUUUGGAGUGCUGUGAAAGCAUAUACCAAGGAGGAGUUUGAAAAUUCAAUGAACAAGCUACGACAACAAAGUGCAAAAGCUUACACAGAGAUGUGUGAAAGAAAUGUGCAAAGGUUUUGCAGAUCUUUUCACACAAAAAAUGCAUGCACUGGUGUCACUUGUAACAACAUGGCAGAGACAUUCAAUUCUUGGAUCAUUGAAGCUAGGGAGAAACCAAUAUUGACAAUGUUAAAAGACAUAAGGAGGCAAGUUAUGUCUAGAAUGGUUGAGAAGAAAACGCAAGCUAUGAAGUGUAAUGGCAUUGUUACACCAAGAAUUCGAGCAACAUUGAAUGAUAAUAAGCAAGCUACACGAAAUUGGAGAGCUAUUGAGGCUAAUACAAAUGUUUAUGAGGUGCAACACAUCCAUAACAGUAAGUUAACAUAUGCUGUUAGAUUGGAGCAAAUGGUGUGCGCAUGUAGAUAUUGGGAUGUAACUGGAAUUCCAUGUGAACAUGCACUAGCAGCAAUAUGUGCUAAGAGCAAAAUUCCUGAGAACUAUGUGGCUUCUUGGUAUAAAAAGGAAACAUAG
Spinacia oleracea (spinach) is the source of this 1260-nucleotide messenger RNA. RefSeq lists its product as uncharacterized. Gene Ontology annotation, molecular function: zinc ion binding. The record is from RefSeq and is a predicted model, not a curated record. The transcript is spliced from 2 exons. Bases 1 to 1260 code for a protein of 419 amino acids. NCBI's taxonomy places the organism in Eukaryota, Viridiplantae, Streptophyta, Magnoliopsida, Caryophyllales, Amaranthaceae.